Molecule: messenger RNA, 789 nt
Organism: Lichtheimia ornata
Lineage: Eukaryota; Fungi; Mucoromycota; Mucoromycetes; Mucorales; Lichtheimiaceae
Exons: 3
Coding region: 1-789 (262 amino acids)
Source: RefSeq, a predicted model, not a curated record
AUGGCAUCCUUUACUGCUGAGCGGUUCCUUGUUCUUUGCAUGUUCAUUUCUUUGGUGCUGGCCGCCCCAUUACCCGUUUCUCGUGACCAACAACAAGAUAGGAGUAACCGUUCCAUUCGUAACUUGCAUGCUCGUCAAUAUGAUGAUGAUGGUGAUUGGAAUCCCACUGCUACUACUACCACAGCCGAAGAUGAGCCGACCGAUUCCGCUCCUUGGCUUUGGGCUGUAACUACCACAGCUUCCACCACCACCACAACCACGACUCAAUGGCAACAACCCACUGCUAGUGCAUCUCCUCAUAAUGGUCGUCAUGGCAACCACGAAGAAGAAGAUGAUGAUGACGAGGAAAAGGAUUACCAAGAAGAAGAAGAUGACGACUCAACCACUCAAGCUAUCGCCACGCCAACCACUACUAGCUCAAGUAGCAGCAAGUCAACAACCAUGGCAGCAGCAUCCAGCAAAAAGAGCAAAGGUGGCAGUGGUGGUGGAUCUUUUAGUGGCAAGGCUACCUGGUACAACGUUGGCAUGGGUUCAUGUGGUUCUGAAAAUAGUGAUUCGGAACUUGUAGCUGCCAUGAACCACGGACAAAUGGCAAAUGGUGGAAACUCCAACAACAACCCCAAUUGCGGAAGACGGGUGAGCAUUCACGGUCCUCAAGGAUCAGUCACUGUCAAAGUCGUGGAUACAUGCCCAAGUUGUGGUCAUGGCGAUAUCGACCUUUCUCCUUCCGCUUUUAAGCGUAUUGCCAAUCUUGACGAUGGUGUUGUCUCAAUCAAGUGGUCAUGGUAA